AUCUUUAUCAAAGCCGACACAGGGUUAGGCAGCGACUGACUGACUACUGCAGUGACUACUUGACUUACUGUUGACUACCAGUACUUGACCCUCAGCAUGGCCUCCGAUGUCAGAGAUGUCCUGGGCAUACCCUCCUCCUCUCUCGCUGCUGGUCCACCACAAAAGAAGCAAAAACCAAAUGGACCCGCAAAAGGCGUCAGCAGGGAACUCUACAAUCUCCUCGGGGAUAACCUACCACCAACCGUCGCACAGCACAGUGGACAGCCCUUCAAGGAAAAGCCGCGCUUCAAACAAAAAGCAGUGAGUUGGGUGCGUGCGCCUUUCAAAAAUGGUGCGCGUCAAGAUGAUUUGGUGCUGCGACAUUGGAUACGUGGGCCCGUCACUGAUUUGGAGACGCCUGCAGAGCACUACCAUUUCGAGGUCUUCAAUAAACAUCCCGAUGUUGCGCAGUAUAGCAGUGAAGAGUAUGCGACUUUCUUGGAACGGCCAGAUUGGACACGAGAGGAGACGGAUGUUUUGAUGGAUUUGUGCAAGCAGUGGGAUUGUCGCUUUGUUGUGGUCCAUGAUCGCUGGCCCUCCGACUUCAAGCAGCGUUCGCAAGAACAACUCAAAGAUCGCUACUACAGUAUUUGUACGGCAUUGUAUGCUUCCCGCGGUCAAAGUACCGAUGGCUUGCACUACGACCUGGCGCGUGAAGAAGCACGUAAAAAGUACCUCGAGGAACUCUUCAAGCGUACACCAGAUGAGGUCGAAGAGGAGAAUAAGCUGAUUAUCGAGUCUCGGCGCUUGGAAGCAGCAGAAAAACAGCUGGCGUUGCAGAAACAGGAACUCUUGAGGACUCUCGAGACACCACAAUCCACUGGGUCCAUUGCUCAACACAUGUCGUCACAGGGUCUUGCUGCUCUUGCACAAGGUAUGCUCACAGCAGACAAGCAAAAGACCAAGAAGAAGCAACUCGAGCCAGCAAGUGCUUCGGCAAAACAACGCUACCGCAAACUCUCUCCGCGUGAACAACGCGAGCACGGCGUCACUUGGCAUGAGAAGUUAUCGAGCGGCGCAUUUUUACGUUCACAAAAGACAGUGGCACUCAAGCAAACCGUUGCUACAAAAGUCUUGACGGUGAUGCAAGAAUUGGUACGACGCUUUGAUUUGCUGCAGAGUAAAAUUGCGACGUUGUUGGAGGCGAAGCGUGUUGUGGACAAAGCAGAGCAAGUCAGCGAUUCACCUGCUGCUGUCAUAUCGUAGACUUGCUAUAUGUUAUAUGUACGUUGUGUAUGUCUAAAACUUUCCGCGCAAUGCUUGUCGACCCAUGUGCAGGG
Messenger RNA from Protomyces lactucae-debilis, 1319 nucleotides. RefSeq lists its product as uncharacterized. Gene Ontology annotation, cellular component: NuA4 histone acetyltransferase complex; Swr1 complex. The coding region runs from base 97 to 1245 and encodes 382 amino acids. Gene Ontology annotation, biological process: negative regulation of transcription by RNA polymerase II; chromatin remodeling; DNA repair. Lineage: Eukaryota; Fungi; Ascomycota; Taphrinomycetes; Taphrinales; Protomycetaceae. The record is from RefSeq and is a predicted model, not a curated record. The transcript has 2 exons. Gene Ontology annotation, molecular function: transcription corepressor activity.